This is a messenger RNA of Exophiala spinifera, 1056 nucleotides long. RefSeq lists its product as uncharacterized. The coding region runs from base 1 to 1056 and encodes 351 amino acids. The transcript has a single exon. Lineage: Eukaryota; Fungi; Ascomycota; Eurotiomycetes; Chaetothyriales; Herpotrichiellaceae. The record is from RefSeq and is a predicted model, not a curated record.
AUGUUCGAAGUCCCGCAAGCAAAAAGAAUAAAGAGAGAAGACCUGUUCCGACACGAUGACAGCCCAGCCAGCUCGCGGCCUUCGUCGAGGUCGUCUCCCAACAACCGAGACGACGUAGAGACAGAGGAUCCCGUUCGACCCAACUACGGUUUCGAGUAUGAUUUCAUCACGCCACAGCCCGAGCAGCAGCAGCGGCCGAAGAAGAAACAUGCAGCAGACCACCGUCAGGCCCAGGAUGAUGCAGCCGAACCCAACGACAACCGCCACGACGACGGCGAUGAAGAUCACCAACAAGAAGCGGAAGCAGAGGCAGAACCAGAAUACCAAUUUCGACUGUUUACCUCUGCCGCUCCACCGACAACGCAACCUUCUUCGCAACCGAAAAAGGCCACGAUCCGUCUGAGCGCGACACCGCCGCCCGAGGAGUUUUUCCCAGAGUCGACGACGGCUCUAUCACUUGAGACCGCAGGCUUCGUCCGCCCCAACCGCCGGGACGACUACUACUUCACGUCGUCCCUGCCGGCAGAUGUGACGAAGACGCUGAAAUCGCAAUACGCCGACACGGCUCUCUCGACCUCUGACGUUCUCGCGCGCGCGGGUUCCACGAGAUGGCCCGGGACGGCUCUCCCCUGGCGCUGUAUCCACGUAACAACAACAACAACAACAACAACAACAACUCUCAAGGUCGGUUCCAAUCCAAAGGGGACAACAGUCGUCGAUACUUCCUCGUUUUCUUCCUCUCGGGCUGGACCUUCUUCUUGCCAUGGCAUCGAUUCAAAGCGAAAAGGGCCUUCUGCUUCCGCCGCCGCAACAGCCUCGAUCGUUGUUCAACGACCUCGACCUCGACCAUCCAAAAAGCGCCGCAUUUUCAACCGUCGUCGCCUCGCCCUCCGCGCCGAAAUGGCCUUGAAGGCUGAAAAGGCCGAGGAACUUGAGCGUCAGAAACGCACGCGACGAAAUCGAGAGAAGAAAGUCAAGCGAAAGGAGAGGGAGAAGUUGAAAAAGCAACUUGAACAGAAGCAGGAGGAGCAAGGAUCAGACGAGAAGACGAGAUAG